GGGUGUUCCAGUUGUUCUCUCCGAGCGAGUGUCACUUCAUCAAUGGCACCGAGCGGGUGAGGCUCGUGGACAGGUACAUCUACAACCGGGAGCAGCUCCUGCACUUCGACAGCGAUGUGGGGGUCUAUGUGGGGGACACCCCGUUUGGGGAGAUCCAGGCCAGGUACUUCAACAGCAACCCAGAAAUCAUUGAGCGUAAACGGGCUGAGGUGGACAUGUUCUGCCGGCACAACUACGAGGUGUACACUCCACCUGCUAUGGAGAGGAGAG
Messenger RNA from Manacus vitellinus (golden-collared manakin), 270 nucleotides. Its product is annotated as class II histocompatibility antigen, B-L beta chain-like. NCBI's taxonomy places the organism in Eukaryota, Metazoa, Chordata, Aves, Passeriformes, Pipridae. The annotation marks the transcript as partial. Gene Ontology annotation, biological process: immune response; antigen processing and presentation. The record is from RefSeq and is a predicted model, not a curated record. Gene Ontology annotation, cellular component: membrane; MHC class II protein complex. The transcript has a single exon.